Molecule: messenger RNA, 2735 nt
Organism: Nerophis lumbriciformis (worm pipefish)
Lineage: Eukaryota; Metazoa; Chordata; Actinopteri; Syngnathiformes; Syngnathidae
Source: RefSeq, a predicted model, not a curated record
AUGGCGGAAAUCGUCCAGCAGCUGAUCGGUAAUCCAGAAGAAGUUUCCCCUCAGUUAGGGGGGAGCUCCACUUUGAAGCAGGAGACUCCACAACCACCCUGCAUUAAAAAGGAAGAGGAGGAACUCUGCAUCACUCAGGAGGGAGAGUGUCUUCUAGGACGAGAGGAAGCUGAUUACACCAAGUUUCCACUGAGUAUUCUCUCUGUGAAGACUGAAGAUGAUGAAGAGAAACCACAAGACGAAGACCAGGUUGAAGAACCUUUGAGCAGCAAUAAAGACUGUGAAGAUGUCCAGCAAGACAACUCUGAUUCAGAAGAGGAAGUGGAGGAUGUAUCAGAAGAAGAAGAUGGGGAGGAAUACAACCCAGAGCAUGAUGAAUCAUCUUCAGAAGAAGAAGAACACCCUGAAGCUGAAAGAGAGACUUUCCUUUCAAAAAAUGGCAAAAUAACAUGGUCCUCAGCAGCAUAUGACCAACACGGCAGGCAUGCAGAACAAAACGUCAUAAAGAUGACCCCAGGACCCACAAGGUAUGCUGCUUCUCAUGCCCAUGACAUUGUCUCUACAUUCUACCUGUUUAUCACACCAGCAAUAGAAAAAAUAAUCCUGGAGAAAACAAAUCUGGAGGGUUUUCGCAAAUAUGGAAACAGCUGGAAAAAGAUGGAUGAGACUGACCUGCAGGCCUACUUAGGGCUGCUAAUCUUAGCCGGUGUAUACAGGUCCCGAGGUGAGGCUGCAGCUAGUCUAUGGGAUGCAGAGAGUGGAAGGCCAAUUUUUCGAGCCACAAUGCCACUCCAACUCUUUCACACCUACUCAAGACUGCUACGAUUUGAUGACCGUGAGUCAAGACCAGCAAGACGUGUGACAGACAAACUUGCAGCCAUAAGAGAGGUCUGGGACAAGUGGGUGGAGCGGCUGCCCUACCUCUACAAUCCAGGGCCUGACGUAACAGUGGAUGAGCAACUGGUUCCAUUUAGAGGUCGUUGUCCUUUCCGGGAGUAUAUGCCCAGCAAGCCAGCAAAAUAUGGGAUCAAGUCAUGGGUGGCUUGCGAUGCCAAAUCAAGCUACGCUUGGAAAAUGCAAGUCUAUACCGGGAAGCCGACCAGUGGAUGCCCAGAGAAGAACCAGGGGAUGCGAGUUGUGCUUGAUGUGACAGAGGGACUGAGGGGUCACAAUCUGACAUGUGACAAUUUCUUCACAUCUUAUGAACUCGGACAGCAGCUCCUGAAGAGGAAGAUCACCAUGGUUGGUACAGUUCGAAAGAACAAGCCUGAGCUUCCACCUGCACUGCUCGCGUCAAAGGAGAGAGAGGUUUGCUCAUCAAAGUUUGCCUUCACGCCCACCACCACUCUAGUUUCUUACCUCCCAAAGAAAAACAAGAAUGUAGUUCUUCUGAGCACACUGCACACAGACGGUGACGUUAGCGAUCGUGAGGACAGGAAGCCAGUCAUCAUCCUAGACUACAACCGCAACAAGGGAGGUGUGGACAACCUAGAUAAGGUGAUUGGCACAUACAGCUGCAGAAGGACGACUGCCCGCUGGCCCCUGGUCAUCUUCCACAACAUCAUUGAUGUUUCCUCCUACAAUGCCUUUGUGAUUUGGAGAGAGAUCAACCCGACCUGGAUGUCUCAUAAGCAGAACAAGCGGAGGGUGUUCCUGGAGCAGCUGGGAAAGGCACUUGUGAUUCCACUAAUUGAAAGAAGGAAGCAUGUCCCCCGCACAGAAGCCUCAGCAGCAGUUGUGAAAGCUAUUCAGAGUGCAGGAGCUCCUGAUCAACCUGAGGAUCCAGCUACCACAGCCACUUCCCCAGCUAGGGCAAGUAAGAGGAAGAGAUGUCAGUUCUGCCCUCAAAAGAAGGACUGUAAAACACAUACUGUGUGCUGUAGUUGCAAGAAAUACAUCUGCAAAGGCUGCGCACUUGCAUACUGCCCUACAUGUGCCAAUUAGUAGAUUGGGUUAUGUUAUUUUUCAUAUUUUUGUAUUGUACAUUGUCUUCAAUUGUUGAAAGAAAAGAGAGAAACUGAGUCAUUCGUCUUAGAAUUGAUUUUAAAACCUUGCUGUUUGUUUUUAAAGCUUUACAUGGAAUGGCACCUCAGUAUAUCUCGGACCUCAUCCAAAUUUACAAUUCUGCGCGCGCUCUGAGGUCCGAGAGCCAGCUCCAGCUCGUAGUGCCCAAGACCAGACUUAAAACCAGGGGAGACAGGGCCUUCUCUGUGGUCUGGAACACUCUGCACCUCCAUGUUCAAACUGCUCCCACAGUGGAGUGUUUUAAGUCUCGUCUUAAGACCCACUUUUAUUCUUUGGCUUUUAACACUACGUGAGUUGUGGUCUUCUGUUGUCCUCUGUGUUUUUAAAAUUGUGAUUUCUAUUUACUGUUUUAAUUGGUUUUACCCUUUAAAGGGGAACAUUAUCACCAGACCUAUGUAAGCGUCAAUAUAUACCUUGAUGUUGCAGAAAAAAGACCAUAUAUUUUUUUAACCGAUUUCCGAACUCUAAAUGGGUGAAUUUUGGCGAAAUAAACGCCUUUCUAAUAUUCGCUCUCGGAGCGAUGACGUCACAAUGUGACGUCGCAUCAGGAAGCAAUCCGCCAUUUUCUCAAACACCGAGUCAAAUCAGCUCUGUUAUUUUCCGUUUUUUCGACUGUUUUCCGUACCUUGGAGACAUCAUGCCUCGUCGGUGUGUUGUCGGAGGGUGUAACAACACGAACAGGGACGGAUUCAAGUUGCACCAGUGGCCCA